CUUCGAUACCGGAUUGACGACGACACGCACGUCCCACUGAAAAUCAUGCCACCACCCAAAGUUAACAUAAUUAUCUAUACUCUUUACCAUCAUGUCUACAAGCUUGCUGUUGAAGCAGAGCAUGGAUUGAAGGCCGCUGGUGUACAAUCGACCAUUUAUCAAGUUCCUGAAACCCUACCCGAUGAAGUUCUGAAAAUGAUGCGUGCACCUUUAAAGCCAAAUAUUCCUAUCAUCAAAGUGGAUCAGCUCAAGGAAGCCGAUGGAUUCCUGUUUGGGUUUGGAACGCGAUUCGGCACUAUGCCUGCUCAGAUGAAAUCUUUCUUUGACGCUACUGGCUCCCUGUGGGCACGUAAUGCUUUGGCAGGCAAAUUUGCAGGCACAUUCUUCUCAACCAAUUCUCAGCAUGGAGGUCAAGAAACCACGGCAUUAACCACCAUUCCAUACUUGGCACAUCACGGAAUCAGCUACGUUCCCCUUGGAUUCACCAGUCCGCAUCUAAGUGACAACUCUGAAAUUGUUGGUGGAUCGGCAUAUGGUGCCGGUACUAUCGCUAAUAGCGAUGGCUCGCGACAACCGAGCAAGAAGGAAUUAGAGGUGGCGCGAUUGCAGGGUGAGCUAUUUGGCAAAUUGAUUGCCACUUACGUCAAGGGAAGAGAGCAGCAAUAA
Molecule: messenger RNA, 666 nt
Organism: Zychaea mexicana
Lineage: Eukaryota; Fungi; Mucoromycota; Mucoromycetes; Mucorales; Lichtheimiaceae
Product: NAD(P)H:quinone oxidoreductase, type IV
Exons: 6
Coding region: 46-666 (206 amino acids)
Molecular function (GO): FMN binding; NAD(P)H dehydrogenase (quinone) activity
Source: RefSeq, a predicted model, not a curated record